AUGAAGAACAAGGCGUCCCUUCUGUUGAAGAAAAUCACUUCCAUUUUGGGUGCCAUAGCUAAGGCCAAGUCCAUGGCCAUCAACUCCAAAUUCAGCCCCACCAAACCUCGUCUCCUCAUGCUCUCCAUGCUCAAGACCAAAAAACUUCUCGUCACUUCCCUCUCUAACAAGAUCCACACCAUUCUCGGCCAACACCACGGCGACUGCGACGACGACGACACCCAAGACAACCACAGCAUGGCCAUUGUCCUCUAUGACGCCGCUGCCGCACAAGCAAGCCAGUAUCAAUCCAGUGCGAGCUUGGCGAUGGCAGCCAAGGCUGAGGAAGAGGAUGACAAGUAUCCUGACCUGACACACUCUCUGUUUGACGAAGAGGAUGACUAUGACAUCGACGAUGCGAAGCUGCAGGCUGCUGGUGGCUCGAUUAUUGACAUGAUGAGGAACUCCAAGGAAGAAGGAGAGGAGUUCAAGCUGGAGGAAGAGAUCGAUGAGGCGGCAGACUUGUUCAUAAAGAGGUUCCGGAAACAAAUACGCAUGCAAAAGCUUGAAUCUUUCAAGAGGCUUCAAGAGAUGCUGGCAAGAGGAACUUGA
Messenger RNA from Cucurbita moschata (crookneck pumpkin), 591 nucleotides. RefSeq lists its product as uncharacterized. The record is from RefSeq and is a predicted model, not a curated record. The coding region runs from base 1 to 591 and encodes 196 amino acids. The transcript has a single exon. NCBI's taxonomy places the organism in Eukaryota, Viridiplantae, Streptophyta, Magnoliopsida, Cucurbitales, Cucurbitaceae.